AUGAACUGCAUAAUCACCUCUUUUAAAGAGUGUCCAAUUACGGGAACUAUUGCUAUCUUGCUUGUUGCUUUGUGUAUUUAUAUCAAAGUAAGAUAAACACAACCUAUGAUUUUAUACGGAUAAAAAGAAUCAGAGCAUUUGAAACCUGCUUUCAGCAAUAAAAAUUUCAACUCAAUGAAAUAUACGUCACCAUUCCUAUUGUUCAACGCAACAUUGCAAAUUUUUAAGCAUACUUUAUUGUCAGGUAACAAGAAAUUCAGAAAUAAGCAUAAAUUUCAAAGAGAGAUCUUUACAUUUAAAGAUGGAGGUACAACUGCGAUUGAUUGGGUAAAUGAGAUCUCUCCGAAAGGUGAUUAGAGACCACUUUUAGUAAUUUCAACAGGAUUAUGUGGUGAUCACAACGCUAUCUACAUCCUAGGUAGUAUAGAUUAAGCUAUAAAGUAGGGAUAUUGCCCAGUUGUUUUGAGUUACAGAGGAUCAAAUAAUAUGCCACUUACAAGCCCAAAUAUGUAUUGUAUAACCACUGGAAAUGAAUUUAAGGAGCCACUAGAAUAUCUCUACAAUAAACACUGUGUGAAUGAGAGGAAACAAAAGAAUAGAUAAAUUUUUUUCUUGGGACUUUCAUUCUCUGCCUAUAUGUUGGCAUUCUAUUUAGGAUAAGAAAGUGAUAAAAUAACUGUACCACUUGAUGGAGCAGCUGCUGCAGGAGCCUCUCACAGAGGCUAUAUAUCUACAGAUAAUAUGGAGAACUAUCUAUUUGGUGUGAUGGAUAAAUAUCUUAAGAAAAAGCUUUUUGGACUAUUCAAUAGGAAUGUUGAGAUUCUGAAAGGACCUGUAAGGAAAGCUGCAGGUAUUGAUUUAGAAGAAAUGUUGAAAGAUAAAAGCGUUAGACUUAGAGACUUUAACAAUCUUUUGGCUAAGUUAAAUGGUUACAAGGACAAUGAAGAUUAUCUCAUUCGUGGAUCUGUCAAUCUCACAUUCCCUCAUAUUCGAGUUCCUAUGUUCUUUUUGCAAAGUCUCGAUGAUCCUGCAAUUGGUGGAAAGCAUAUUGAUUAUGCAGGUUGUUAGGCUAGUCCUUAUAUACUUCUUGGAGUUACAAAGACUGGAUCACACUGCUCAAGCUAUGAAGGAUUGUUUUCAACAGAGAUGUGGUUCCCUAAACCUUGUCUUGAGUUUUUCAAUUCCUUCAGAAAUGACCUAAAAUGA
Messenger RNA from Stylonychia lemnae, 1206 nucleotides. The record is from the annotation of a GenBank genome assembly. Lineage: Eukaryota; Ciliophora; Spirotrichea; Sporadotrichida; Oxytrichidae.